AUGUCCGACAACUCAAAUCCUACAUACCAUGGAAUAUAUCUAUCCGGUAAUUUUGAAAUCGAACAGAAGCUCUCACCGAACCAUGGAUGGCGAUCCGAAUACCGCACAUAUGUAACUUACAUCGGUUGUGGUGGCGCGGACCGCGAUCAACGUCUACUUUAUGAGAUAAAGGCCAAGGGCUAUAGCUCACCUACGUAUAUGUUGUCUCAAGACUACAUCUACUACCUACGAGGUUCAUUCUUUCCGUCAAACAACCCUGAAACGGAAAAUGAUCAGCUCUUGUUUGAGGGUAGUGAUGCAAACGUAGUGUCAGCCUGCAAAAGUUGCGAAGUGGAUUUAGUGGACUCGGUUGGUGUCACCUCUCUAGGAAUUGUGAUUGGUAUAGAUACAAUUGUGGAAAAGUGCCGUCAAUUGGUAACAACUCCGGCGGUGGAGGGCGGAAUCCGGACCACUGUCUUGACUGUCCAGCAUGCAGACUAUCAUCCAAUAUUGAAGUCUAGGCGCGUUAGCAAGAUGGAGUAUCUGGUCCGGCCUACCCGCGCCCUUGCGGGAAACAUUGACUCUAUUAUAGUCGGAAAAGAAUGUCAAAUUCACGGUUAUAUCAAGGAUUACAAUCAGGACACUGCUUGCUAUGUAGUGAUUGUAAACAAAAUUCAUUUGACCACUGGUUUUCAAGAACAACAAUCCGCUCCAACGGCCACUUUGGACCCUGUGACAGAAAAAGCGGCCCUUGAAUCCGAAGGAGAAGCUGCUGGGGUACGGAAUGAUGACUCGCAAUUGCCACCGUCCCCUGGCCCAUCAGCUUCCUUGUCUUCUGCCUCCGACAACUCUGGUAUGCCAAAGGAGGCAGUAAUUGCAGAAGUAAAAAAGCGGGCUCGAUAUCAACCCAAAAGGAAGUUAUCUACCGCUUCGGGUGAUGUCUCGCCCUAA
Molecule: messenger RNA, 930 nt
Organism: Melampsora larici-populina 98AG31
Lineage: Eukaryota; Fungi; Basidiomycota; Pucciniomycetes; Pucciniales; Melampsoraceae
Exons: 5
Coding region: 1-930 (309 amino acids)
Source: RefSeq, a predicted model, not a curated record